AUGCCUCUCAGCUCUGUACCACUGCAACGUAUCCAAUGGUUCAUACCCUACCUAAACAUCGCAUGGGUAGGAGCUUUCCUUCUUGCCACAGCUCGAGACAACGUCAUUGCUGCUGUCUUGGGUGUCCAGAUGAUUUCCUUUCUUUGUCUAUAUCUUGUCGGACUACUGGGCAAUCACCAAGUCAAAGUCUAUAAUUUCAUGUCAAACAUGGUCUAUGUAGCUGUUUUCGUGGCGUUUCUGCUCUAUGGCUUGAUUUGGUCGGGAACCUCCGCCUCUGCUACCCUCUGGUAUUUUCGCAUCCCAGAAUUGGUGUUGCUCUGGUGGAUCCCACAAAUUGGAGCCAUUGUCUAUAUUCUGGUGCUUCCAUCCAUCAAUGAGAUUUUACCACAACAGCUCUAUCUCGGCAACAUGGCGGCCGCUCAAGCACCCGAGCUCCUGGAAGAAUUUCGAAUCACGCACAUUUUGGAAUUGCACGAUGAGCACAAAAAGAACGAUCCCUUGCAAGUCAAACCCGAGUUGCUGCAAUUGGAGGCCAGCGACUUUCUGGGAUCGGACAAGACGUUGUUGAAGGUGGCACCGCCGGGUUUGGAGUUUAUGGACAAGGUAUUGAAAGACCCGAAAAAUCGCCUUUUUGUGCACUGCGCUGCUGGAGGAUCUCGAUCACCUGCCAUGAUUGUCCACUAUCUCGUCUACAGCGGAAGAGAAAAGAGUGUCGAAGAGGCCGUCAAGACAGUACGAAGCGGAAGGCCCUUUGUUGAUAUUGGCAGUGACCAUUUGGACGAUAUCAAGGGAUAUCAUGAGGAGAAAAGCAGGGGAAAGAGGGAUUGACUAAAAAACCCUUGCAAUGAAUGGCUAGAUAGUUGAAAAUUCGAAUCCUGCCCAACACUUUCAGAUGAUCUCUAACACUGAACACAAUGAACACAGUUUGCUCUCUUGAAUGCAGAUAUUUCCACCGGACUUUUAUCAGCAACAGCUUUGCCUUGGCACGAAAGAUUAGAUGAGUGCGUCUUCAGAAGCAAACUAGCAAAGCACAACAUCGGGUCGUCACAUAAGGGGAGCCAGAACCUGAGCUCUCAGCGCGGUCAACGAUUCGAGAGACCGCCAAUUUCAGCAUCAGUGGCGUUUAUGUGGCGUUGCACCUCUUUCUCUUCUUCCCAAAUUGUCUCCAGCUGUGCCUUCAGCGAUAUGUUUUCUGCCUGUAGCUUUUGCAACACAGUUUUGAGUUUCUCCAGCUAGUGUUGUCGGGCACAUUGUACGAUUGUGCAAGUACUUCCGAUGCCUUGGGUGGUUCCGUCAUAGAUCGAGCCAUGGUGGCUGUGGCGUCUCAUGCAUUCUUGGUGGCGAUGGCAUUGAAGCAGGUGGUGGUGUUGGCUCCAGUCUAGGAGAGGGUUCCAUGGUGGAGGCAGAGCCAGAGUCACUACCACCGCCAAGUCCGCCUCCAAGGGACCCAAACCCGCUUGUGGGUGAAGGCAAUCGUACUGAUCCGUCUUUCUUUGGUAUCACGAAAGUAGGUGCAGCUUCUUGAGUUUUCCUGGUUUGCAGAGGCGUUCUACCUCGACCUUGAAAGUCUCCAUGUGGCGUUUGGGUAAGGGAAAGGCGCUUGCAUGAUAGGGAGUUGCUCCUUCAUUUGAGUUCAAAUUCUACUUCGAUACCGGUCUACUUGGCUCAAGCAGCUUCAAGAGGGAUACAAUGUCUGCGACGAAUACAAUCUUGUCUUCAUAGUGACGUCCUUUCUCAAGACAUGGGUGCUAGCCUGGGUUGUUUUCAGUCAUUCUCUCUUGCACCAUUGAAUGGCCCUUUCGAUCCUUUCGCAAACGGUAUCUGUCCACGAGGCGAGCCGCCUCGGAUGUGCAUAAAACAAAAGAAAGAGGAGUAGUUUUUCUAAUUGCUGGAUGAAAUUUGAGUUUGAAAGCGGUGUGGUUGCAAAGUUGGUCUGUGAGCGGGGUGGAGCUGAGCUAGACGAUCUGAUCAAUUUCUAAGCUCAGCCUACAGUUCUACUGACUGUAGUUGGCUCUUUGGCGGAAACACGACGGCGAGGAUCCCAAAAGAUGGCGACUACUCCAGUACCGACCAUCUGACAGCCUACGGAGAAGUGAUACCUCGGCUGACCCGUGACCUGUAGAUGCACAGUGAUAUGGAGUUUGCUUCCUCUUGCCACUUGCCACGAAGACUUCGAUGGACAAUGGACAAUGGACAACCGACAUGGCAGAAAGGGCAGUACUACCUUACAUCGUAUUUUCCCUCGAGACGGGCUGAGCAGUUUUUUGAUUUAUUUGAAGCUCACCUUGAAAACCGACCAUCCGAGCAUGGAGCAGAUCGAGACUAGAAAAAUGAGGCAUCUCUGUCGUGGAUUAUGGAAUCUCUGACGUGGAUGUUAAAUAAGCAUGACGUUUAGA
Seminavis robusta is the source of this 2396-nucleotide messenger RNA. NCBI's taxonomy places the organism in Eukaryota, Bacillariophyta, Bacillariophyceae, Naviculales, Naviculaceae. The record is from the annotation of a GenBank genome assembly.